This is a messenger RNA of Racocetra persica, 144 nucleotides long. Lineage: Eukaryota; Fungi; Glomeromycota; Glomeromycetes; Diversisporales; Gigasporaceae. The record is from the annotation of a GenBank genome assembly.
AUGGUAAGUGGAGUAGCAAGUACCAGUAAAAGUAAAGUUCUAGCAAAAGAGCAAAGCAAAGCACUAAAAAAGCAAAGCAAAACACCAAAAAAGCAAAGCAUCAAAAAGACAGGGCAGCAGCAAAUUGAAGCACCAGUAAAAUAA